UGAAAUAGUUCAGUUUUAAUCAGUAUCCGAGUGGAUGAAGAAAUUCUCAUUUAACUAAAUGAGAACAAUCCGAAGUCAAAAAGAUAUAAAGUAUAUAGUAUAUAGGUGAUUUGUAUAAUUAUUGGGGGAUUAGACCAUUUAAAAUGAAAUAUCAAACGAUACUCCUCCUUCUAUAUGGUUUGCUACUAACAACACUUGCUGAAGAGGAAAAACCAAAUACAACGCAAAUAAAUGUGCAAGCUUCAAGUGAAAAAGUGAAUGUGAGUCGAAAUCCUCGGUUCUUUAUCCGUCCUUUAAGGCGCCUGUGUGUUUGUCCUCCUGGCCCACCGGGACCACCAGGGAAACCGGGAAAUCGAGGACCACCAGGAGUUGAUGGAUCACCUGGAGUGAAGGGACGACGAGGAUCUGAAGGUGAACCCGGUAAUAGAGGAACGCCCGGUUCACCAGGAAGGAAUGGCAAACCAGGAGAUCCGGGAGGCAAGGGACUUCCUGGAUUCGACGGUGAACCUGGACCUGUAGGUCCACCAGGCCGACCUGGACAAGAUGGUAUCGCUGGUCCCAGAGGACCAGUUGGCAAAACAGGUCCAACUGGGCUUACGGGGCCAAUGGGGCCAGUGGGUUUACCAGGCGAAAAAGGAUUAGCUGGAAGGCCUGGUCAUAGAGGUAGACCAGGCCGUGAAGGUCUUCGUGGUUUGUCAGUGAUCUACGUUGAUCGUUGGAGUGGGUAUCCGUAUCAGCCGGCAUCACAAGGGAACAUUUGGAAUCCCUCUUCAAUCCCUCAUUCUGGUCACCAUCACAGACCUAGUCACAGUCACAGACCUAGCAGCAAUAAAAAACCGAAACCUCAUCAGAAGCCGGGACAUCAUCAUCAUAAACCGGGUUCUCAUAAACCCGGUCAUGGAAAACCUGGGCACGGAAAACCUGGACAUGGACAACCUGCUCAUGGUCAAACUGGGCUUGGACAACUUGUUCCUGGGCAAACUGGACCUGGGCAAACUGGACCUGGACAAACUGGCCCUGGACAAACUGGCCCUGGGCAAACUGGACCUGGACAAUCUGGACCUGGGCAAACUGGACCUGGACAAACUGCCACUGGACAAACUGGACCUGGACAAACUGGACCCGGCCAAACUGGACUUGGUCAAACUGGACCUGGUCAAACUGGACCAGGACAAACUGGAGCUGGACAAACUGGACCUGGACAAACUGGACCUGGACAAACUGGACCUGGACAAACUGGACCUGGACACCCUGCCCAUGGGCAACCUGGGCAUGGGCAGCCCGGACAUCACCAACCAGGACACAAUCAGCCAGGACACCACCAAACUGGAAAUCAUGGACCCGGACAUCACCAUCCAGGUCAUCAUCACCCGCAACAUCAUAGACCAUCGCAUCAUAGACCUUCGCAUCAUAGACCUUCCCAUCAUAAACCUUCACAUCAUAUACCAUCGCACAAUAUACCUUCACAAGCAGGACUCAUAUCAACCCCAUCGGGACCAUCUACACCACCAGGACCUGGGGGUCCAUCUACUGCAACUGGGCCAUUAGCACCGUCCACUCCUCCUGGAACAGCUCCACAGGUUGGACCUUCUGGACCCACGACUCCGACAGGUCCCUCAAUUCCAUCAGCACCUUUAGCUCCAUCUGGUCCUUCAACUCCAUCAGCCGCUUCAGCUCCGUCCAUGCCUUCAGCACCAUUUGUACCAACGAGCCCAUCGGCACCUUCUGGACCUCCGCCAUCAGCUGGGCUAACAAGUCCUUCCGGCCCAUUAGGUCCUUCAACGCCUUCGGCAGUCCCAUCAGCACCUUUAGCUCCAUCCGUUUCUUCAGCACCAGCUGCACCUAGUACCGGCAAUGCACCAGCUACAGGAAAUGCGCCCGCCACAGGAAAUGCGCCAACAACAGCAAAUGCUCCAAAUGCAGGAACGGUACCAACAGCAGGUGCCGCGCCAAUUACUGGAAAUGCACCUUCUACUCCAGCCGCGGCGGCAGGAGGCGCGGCACCAGCUACAGGAAAUGCACCUUCCGUUUCAACUGCACCGACUGCAGGAACCGCACCGGCUACAGGAAAUGCUCCUUUGGCUCCAGCCACUGCAACGGCAGGAGCGGCUCCGGCUACAGGAAACGCACCAUCUACUCCAACUGCAGGAGCGGCACCGGCUACAGGAAACGCACCAUCUGCUCCAACUACAGGAGCGGCACCGGCUGCAGGAAAUGCGCCGACUGCAACGGCGGGAGCGGCACCGGCUACAGGAAAUGCGCCAUCUGUGCCAACCGCGCCAAAUGCAGGUGCGGCUCCGGCUACAGGAAAUGUACCAUCUGUUCCAACCGGCCCAACUUCACCUAGUGCGCCUGCUAUGUCAGGACCGUCAGUUCCUCUUGUCCCCGGAAAUGUACCCACUGGACCCUCUGGACCGAAUCUCAUAACAGAGCCUGGUGCCGCAGCACCAUCUGCUCCUGCAGCAACUCCCUCUGAACCUUUUCUAACGGCUCCAUCGACAGCGGCUGCUCCUUCAACAGCAUCUGCGCCUCCCAUCCCUGCCCAUCCAUCUGCACCAGGGGCAGCUACAGCAGCAGUUGCACCGGUAACUGGACUAGCCCCAUCAAAUCCUGCGUCCCCUGCUCCAGCAGUCGCUCCUCCUAACCCAGCUUUAACAACCGGUCCAUCUGGCCCGACAACUUUAACGAGUCCUUCAGGACCAGCGGUUGGAGCAGCACCGUCUGCACCAAAUGGACCUCCAGCACCAGCAGUAGGUAGUCCUUCUCCAAACAAUCCGUUGGAAAUUAGUGGAGCGCAAGCACCAAGCGCUAUUGAAUUGACAUCACCAUCUGUUCCAGCUGCCCCGAUGGCACCUAGUGUUGCAGGAAUACCUGGAACCUCGCCUUCUGGGCAAACAGGCAUAAGUAUACCUGAUAUUCAAGGAGCUGUAUUACCAGGUAUUAUUUUCAAACCCAGCCGGCCAACUCCACCUGCUCCCAAUCAACCAAGCCAACCCCAAACAGGAGUUACGACCCCGAGUGGAAAUGGACCUACCACUGGUGGGUCAUUGCCAAGUACAGGUCAAUUGCCAAGUGUAGCGCAAGCGCCAAAUUAUCCACAUUAUCCUCCUGGCGGAUCGCACCACCCUGGAGGACAAGGGCAGGGAACACAAAUACCCCAUUUUCCGUCGAAUGGACAACCUCCAGCUUUUCCCUCAAUUCCAGGGCAAGGAUCAAAUAUUCCUAAUUAUCCCGGAUAUCCUAUAGGCGGGCAGCUAGCACCGCAAUAUCCGUCUGGGCCAACCUACCCAUAUCGACCUGGCGGAGGACAAGGACCUACUAACGCAAUUCAAACGCCAUCAAGACCUCCCCAUAGACCAAGUCAAUUGAUACCACAACACCCAAAUGUGAAUCCAGGAUUGCUCACUUCACCUUCUCUUCCGGUCGACGUAACUGGUCCAGCUGUUCCUGAUGUAACCGAUGUGGGACACCCGAAUGCACCAAAUGCAGGAUCACCUAUAUCACAUCCUCCCCAUAGACCAGGAGUUCCGCCAAAUAUACCGCUGGAAAUAAGUGGUGGUUUACUACCUUCUGAAAUAAGUCUCCCCUCUCCGCCGCAAAAUCAACCUGGUGUUCCUACAAUUUUAAACAAACCUGGAAAUCAACCUGGUGUAGGGGCAAACCCACUGUCACCGGCUGGCGGUGGUAACCCUAUCAACGGAAUAUCUUUUAAACCGCCUAAUUCAGGGAAUCAACCAACAGAAAAGCCAAUAAACCCGGUUCAGGGUGGUGCCAACAAUCCUCCUCAAACAACACCAAGUGAACCUGCUGGGCUUUCUACUCCCAGCGGACCUGAAGAGUUUUUGAAACCAACGGAUGUAAGUCAGCCAGAAUUUGGACCUCUUGAAAACCAACUUCCUCCAGAGAGACCAACUAUGUUACGACCUGAACCAACUGGACAAACUUCCCCUUCAGAACCUAGCUCUCCUUCUUCUCCUAGUGAAAUUUCUGGAGUGUCAUCGCCUUCUGAAAUAUCUAGCCCGAGCGAGCCAUCUACACCAACUGCAGAUGGAGAUCCGGGAAACGUACCUACUCAGGAAGCAAUGAAGCCAUACCCUACAGAUGCAACGAUACCAGCUACUUAUAGACCAACGAAACCUAAUCGACCAAAUCGACCUCAGCGUCCUCCCUCUGGCGGAAAACCUCCAAAUUCAGAAUCAGUGGAAUCUGUGGAGUUGAACAUAACAUCAAGUUUAUCUCCGGGAAUCGUUACAAAACCUGAUAAUAACCCUGCUGCCAUGGCGCCUGGUGAACAAAUUACAGGCCCACCACCAACUGCAGCAAAACCUUCUCCAACUCCGGAAGCAAAUACUCAGGAACCCAAUCCAGAUUUAACAAGUGAACUCGAAAUUUUUUCACCAGAUCCAAGUCCACCAGGACCACCUUCAUUCGGACCAAGUAUUGAACCUACUGAACCAACGGAGACAACAGUUAAUUUAAGUGUUACUGAUCAAGUAAGUCCUAGUGUAUUGGACCCUGUUGAUCCUACUGAGCCUGGGCCUACUGAACCUGGGGUAUUGGAACCCACUACUCCAGAUGUAAUGAAACCGGACAAUCCAGAAUCAACAAAUUCACAAAAUAAACCUGAACAAACAGCUCCUGACAACCCCCAGUCGGGACCUCAAUCGCCAGGUGAACCCACUAACCCAGACAGCAAUAAAGAAGAAACUGCGGUCAAUCCCACUCCAGGCAGUUUUAUCACUCCGAGUGGUGAGUUGACCCCAAGUUUAGUAUUCGAACCAACUAAUCCCUCGGAUCCCAGCAAUCCCGAUAUUCCCACUCCUUUGGAACUGGAACACGGGAUACAACCGAUUUACCCCGAGGAAUGGGCAGCACUGAUUCAUGACACGGGGGGAAAGCCACCGCGGAGAAUUCCUUUCCAUAAUCCAAAUCACUUCAAUCAAGCCAAUAAUAACCAAAAUGUAAAUGACGAGGAUACUGACCAAUCCUCUGAAUACGAGGACACUGAGCAAUCCUCCGAAUAUGUAGAAAACGACUACGUUGAUGAUGCAGAUCCUGAUGACGAUCAAGAAACGGAUGAGAAUGAUGACGAAAAAGAUGACGAUGACGGAGGAUAUGAGAGCAAUUCCAUAGCUGAAGGCACGAACGACAAAGGUAGAAGGAGAGGUAGUAUAGCCAGGAGUUAUGAAGAAGACGAUUAUGAGGAAUCGUAUCGAGACGGUUCCAUCGAGAAGAAUGUGCAGGUCUGGGAUGAAAGUAGGGACAACGAUGGCAGGAGCUAUGAAGAUGAUUACGUGGAUGAUAACGAGGACCAGUACAGCAAGUUUUACGAGGAGGAGUACUACCGUUUCAGGAGGAAAAAGAGCUUGAAAAACACAACGGAGACGGCGAGGUGAAUUCGUUGCGUUUUUGUUAGUUAAGUUAUCCUAGACUAGGUAGACAUAAGAUUGCAAAAUAAAGGACUGUUGAGUACCUUUUGUGGUUUAUUAUUAA
Molecule: messenger RNA, 5493 nt
Organism: Hermetia illucens (black soldier fly)
Lineage: Eukaryota; Metazoa; Arthropoda; Insecta; Diptera; Stratiomyidae
Product: collagen alpha-1(I) chain-like
Exons: 2
Coding region: 144-5396 (1750 amino acids)
Source: RefSeq, a predicted model, not a curated record